Molecule: messenger RNA, 1962 nt
Organism: Pipistrellus nathusii (Nathusius's pipistrelle)
Lineage: Eukaryota; Metazoa; Chordata; Mammalia; Chiroptera; Vespertilionidae
Source: the annotation of a GenBank genome assembly
AUGAAGCUCUCCCUGGUGGCUGCGGUGCUGCUGCUGCUCGGCGCGGCGCGGGCCGAGGAGGAGGACAAGAAGGAGGACGUGGGCACGGUGGUCGGCAUCGAUCUGGGGACCACCUACUCCUGCGUUGGGGUGUUUAAGAACGGCCGCGUGGAGAUCAUCGCCAACGAUCAGGGCAACCGCAUCACCCCGUCUUAUGUGGCCUUCACGCCCGAAGGGGAGCGUCUGAUCGGCGAUGCCGCCAAGAACCAGCUCACCUCCAACCCCGAGAACACGGUCUUCGACGCCAAGCGGCUCAUCGGCCGCACAUGGAACGACCCGUCUGUGCAGCAGGACAUCAAGUUCUUGCCUUUCAAGGUGGUUGAAAAGAAAACUAAACCAUACAUUCAAGUUGAUAUUGGAGGCGGGCAAACAAAGACUUUUGCUCCCGAAGAAAUAUCUGCCAUGGUUCUCACUAAAAUGAAGGAAACCGCCGAGGCUUAUUUGGGAAAGAAGGUUACCCAUGCAGUUGUUACUGUACCAGCCUAUUUCAAUGAUGCCCAACGCCAGGCAACCAAAGAUGCUGGGACUAUUGCUGGAUUGAAUGUCAUGAGGAUCAUCAAUGAGCCUACAGCAGCUGCUAUCGCAUAUGGCCUAGAUAAAAGGGAAGGGGAGAAGAACAUCCUGGUGUUUGACCUGGGUGGUGGAACCUUCGACGUGUCUCUUCUCACCAUUGAUAAUGGUGUCUUCGAAGUCGUGGCCACUAAUGGGGACACUCACCUGGGUGGAGAAGAUUUUGACCAGCGUGUCAUGGAACACUUCAUCAAGCUCUACAAAAAGAAGACUGGCAAAGAUGUCAGGAAAGACAACAGAGCUGUGCAGAAACUCCGCCGUGAGGUCGAAAAGGCCAAGCGGGCCCUGUCUUCUCAACACCAAGCAAGAAUUGAAAUUGAGUCCUUCUUCGAAGGAGAAGACUUCUCUGAGACCCUGACUCGGGCCAAGUUUGAAGAGCUGAACAUGGACCUGUUCCGCUCCACCAUGAAGCCUGUCCAGAAAGUGCUGGAGGAUUCUGAUUUGAAGAAGUCUGAUAUUGAUGAAAUUGUCCUUGUUGGUGGCUCUACUCGAAUCCCAAAGAUUCAACAGCUGGUUAAAGAGUUCUUCAAUGGCAAGGAGCCAUCCCGUGGCAUAAACCCAGAUGAGGCUGUCGCGUAUGGUGCUGCUGUCCAGGCUGGUGUACUCUCUGGUGAUCAAGAUACAGGUGAUCUGGUACUGCUUGACGUGUGUCCCCUUACGCUUGGUAUUGAAACUGUGGGAGGUGUCAUGACUAAACUGAUUCCAAGGAACACUGUAGUGCCCACUAAGAAGUCACAGAUCUUUUCUACAGCCUCUGAUAAUCAGCCAACUGUUACAAUCAAGGUUUAUGAAGGUGAACGCCCCCUGACGAAAGACAAUCAUCUCCUGGGAACUUUCGAUCUGACCGGAAUUCCUCCUGCUCCUCGUGGGGUCCCACAGAUUGAGGUCACCUUUGAGAUAGAUGUGAAUGGCAUUCUCCGAGUGACAGCCGAAGACAAAGGUACGGGCAACAAAAAUAAGAUCACAAUUACCAAUGAUCAAAAUCGCCUGACACCUGAAGAAAUUGAAAGGAUGGUUAACGAUGCAGAGAAGUUUGCUGAGGAGGACAAAAAGCUCAAGGAGCGCAUUGAUACCAGAAAUGAAUUGGAAAGUUAUGCCUAUUCUCUAAAGAAUCAAAUUGGAGAUAAAGAAAAGCUGGGAGGGAAACUUUCCUCUGAAGAUAAGGAGACCGUGGAAAAAGCUGUAGAGGAAAAGAUUGAAUGGCUGGAAAGUCACCAAGAUGCUGACAUUGAAGAUUUCAAAGCUAAAAAGAAGGAACUAGAAGAAAUUGUUCAGCCAAUUAUCAGCAAACUCUAUGGAAGUGCAGGCGCCCCACCUGAGGAAGAGGAACCAGCAGACAAGGAUGAGUUGUAG